Molecule: messenger RNA, 1551 nt
Organism: Cladophialophora yegresii CBS 114405
Lineage: Eukaryota; Fungi; Ascomycota; Eurotiomycetes; Chaetothyriales; Herpotrichiellaceae
Product: dihydrolipoyl dehydrogenase
Exons: 3
Coding region: 1-1551 (516 amino acids)
Cellular component (GO): oxoglutarate dehydrogenase complex; mitochondrion
Molecular function (GO): dihydrolipoyl dehydrogenase (NADH) activity; flavin adenine dinucleotide binding
Source: RefSeq, a predicted model, not a curated record
AUGCUCAAGACUCUCAUCCCCCGAAGUGGCCGAUCGUUGCUGUCAACGAAAGCUCCGCAGCUAGGCCCUGCGAACCUCCGAGCAGCCCCCGGCUUCCAGAUCGUCUCGCAGAACCAACCGAGGCGGAGAGGAUAUGCUUCAGAAGCACCGGAAUAUGAUGUCCUUUUCAUUGGUGGCGGCGUCGCCGGCUAUGUCGGCGCAAUAAAAGCUGGCCAGGAAGGUUUAAAGACAGCAUGUAUCGAAAAGAGAGGAAUGCUCGGUGGCACAUGUCUUAAUGUCGGCUGUAUACCGUCGAAAUCUCUACUCAACAACUCGCACCUCUACCACCAGAUCCUGCAUGACACGAAAAAAAGAGGCAUCGAUGUCGGCGAAGUCAAACUCAACCUCACCCAGAUGAUGAAGGCCAAGGAUGAAUCAGUGUCCGGGCUGACGAAAGGUGUCGAGUUUCUGUUCAAGAAAAACAAGGUCGAUUAUAUCAAGGGUACUGGUGCGUUCGUGGAUGAACACACGGUCGCAGUCAACCUCAUCGAUGGCGGCGAGACCCAAGUCCGGGCAAAGAAUAUCAUCAUUGCCACUGGUAGCGAGUCCACACCCUUCCCUGGGCUCGAGAUCGACGAGAAGAAAGUGGUCACCAGCACUGGCGCAAUUGCUCUGACAGAAGUGCCGAAGAAGAUGGUGGUCAUUGGCGGCGGUAUCAUUGGUCUGGAAAUGGCCUCUGUAUGGUCUCGUCUCGGCGCUGAAGUCACCGUCGUCGAAUUCCUAGGACAAAUUGGCGGACCCGGCAUGGACGCCGACAUUGCCAAACAAGCCCAAAAGGUCCUAACGAAGCAAGGCCUCAAGUUCAAGCUGAACACAAAAGUCACUUCGGGCGACCCCAGCGGCUCCGGUGUCAAGAUCGAGGUUGAAGCCGCAAAGGGUGGCAAGAACGAGACGUUGGACGCCGACGUCGUCCUCGUCGCCAUUGGCCGUCGACCAUACACCGCCGGCUUGGGCCUCGAGAACAUCGGUAUCGAGGUGGACGAGCGCAAGCGCCUGGUCAUUGAUCAAGAAUACCGCACCAAGAUCCCUCACAUCCGCUGCAUCGGCGACGUGACCUUCGGCCCCAUGCUCGCCCACAAGGCCGAGGAAGAAGCCGUCGCGGCGGUCGAGUACAUCAAAAAGGGCUUCGGACACGUCAACUACGGCGCCAUCCCUUCGGUCAUGUACACGCACCCGGAGGUCGCGUGGGUGGGCCAGAACGAGCAGGAGCUCAAGUCCCAGAAGAUCAACUACAAGGUCGGCACCUUCCCCUUCACGGCCAACUCGCGGGCAAAGACCAACCUGGAGACGGACGGAAUUGUCAAAUUCCUAAGCGACGCCGAGACAGAUCGCAUCCUGGGCGUGCAUAUCAUCGGGCCGAACGCGGGGGAGAUGAUCGCCGAGGCCACGCUGGCCCUCGAGUAUGGUGCCUCGAGUGAGGACGUGGCCAGGACGUGCCAUGCACAUCCGACGCUGGCGGAGGCGUUCAAGGAGGCCGCCAUGGCGACGUAUAGCCAGCCUAUUCACUUCUAG